AUGGCUGCUGUGCGGAAGAAGUUAGUCGUUGUUGGUGAUGGAACCUGUGGGAAAACUUGCUUGUUGAUAGUUUUUAGCAAGGACUAUUUCCCAGAAGUAUAUGUUCCAACUGUUUUCGAGAACUAUGUAGCCGACAUAGACACUGGUGGCACUCAGGCAUGCUUAAUACCCGUCCUUAUAUCUUCUUAGGUCGAACUAGCCUUGUGGGAUACAGCCGGCCAGGAGGAUUACGAUCGACUUCGACCCCUUUCUUAUCCUGAAACAGAUGUCAUCUUAAUGUGUUUCUCCAUUGACAAUCCAGGCAGUUUGGAGAACAUAAAGGACAAAUGGGCCCUGGAGGUACGGUUGCUUCCCUCGAAAGUAUUUCUUUAAGGUCGGACAUUUUUGUCCCAACGUGCCAGUAAUCCUGGUGGGGAACAAAAAGGACCUUAGAAAUGACGAAAAAACCAUACGAGAACUGGCUAAAGAGAAGUUGGAACCUGUGAAACCCGAGGAAGGGAGGAGUGUGGCUGAGCGGGUCGGCGCUUGCGCAUAUGUCGAGUGUUCUGGUAUGUGAAUUGGGUUGUGUCAUACUCUUUUAGCGAAAACAAAGGAAGGCGUCAAGGAAGUUUUUGAACAGGCAGCAAAAGUCGCCCUCGAGUCCAGUCGAAAAAGGAGGAGGAAGCGUUGCAACCUUAUCUAA
This is a messenger RNA of Spirometra erinaceieuropaei, 682 nucleotides long. NCBI's taxonomy places the organism in Eukaryota, Metazoa, Platyhelminthes, Cestoda, Diphyllobothriidea, Diphyllobothriidae. The record is from the annotation of a GenBank genome assembly.